AUGAAGCCGAUGCAACCUCAACAGCCUUCUCAACUCGAUCAUCGGAAUUUGAGCGAAUAUUGGGAAAAAGGUAUGUUGUUUUAGUUAUUUUUGUUGGAAUUUUAGGUUCCUUCUACUUAGAUUCAAAAGAGAAAUUUGUAAAGAAUAUUUAUUUGGAGUAUUACAGGUUUUUAGUUAAUAAAAUUAUGGUUUGUAAGCAUUAGAAACGAUUUUGGCUAUAUUUGUGGAAGAAUAUGUCGUUUCUUUGAAAUGUUUUUAUUAAUAUGGCUUAGAAUUUAAAUAGAUUGGUUCAGAAUUAGAAGAAAGAGAGCAUUGAGAAUAUUAAUUUAGUUAACAUAACUUUUCUUGGUAUUGACAUCACGUUUAUUUUGACUUAAGUUGAACAUGGGUAAUACUAAGUGUUUAUUUGAUUGAAGAGGCUUUUUUGAAGCCAGUUGUUUAGCGAUAACUCUAUGAUUUUUGACAAAGUAAAAACAAUGAAUCAUUAAGUUAAUUACAAAAAUUCAACUUGAAAUUACUAUUUUUGUAAAAGAUAUGACCUGUUUGGUCAAGUAGUUUACAGAUAAAGGUGGAGGUUUUUCUAUUGUUUAAUAUAACUGUUGUUAAGGAGGUACUAGAGCUUUGAAACAUGGUGUAGUUUUAUGUUAUACUUUAACCUACUCAACGAUCUAUGAGACGUUUUAAGGUUAAAAUGAACUUUUAUGUUAUAGUAGAUCUACGAAGCGCUUCAUUUUUAUUUUGAGGAGUUUUAUCAAUUGAACUUUGAGAAUUGAACACCUUGAGGUUCAAAUCUCAUAAAAUUUUUAUUUUAUUUUUUUUUAGAUCGCCAAACAUUAGGCCGGCUUCGCUCAAUGGUGAUGAAGUUGAACGAAUUUGUGGAGAAAAGUUGUACUGGAAGCGAAGUAACAGUUGACGAAGUUAAAGCAAAGUUCACCAAGCUUGGAGAACGGAUUGAUAAAGAAUAUGAGUCCGUUUAUUUUAAAAUACUGUUAUAUUAACUUUAAGAUAAAGUUUGUUAAUUUGAAUUUGUAAAUUUAGGUCGAUGGAGACCACAGCGAUGAAAUUCGCAGCUUCAAGUUUAGACAAUCAUAAUCAACAAAUGAACCGACUGAAUUCGUUUCUAAUGGAAAGUCUGUGUGACACUGGAACUAAGGGGAUGUACGAGAGGGCUCAGAAGUUUACUACUAACAUGGAAACUACAAUUGUAUGUUGGUAUUAGGGAUGGCAGAUUGAAAAAUGUCAAAAUUAGUUAAUUUUUUUGAAAAUAUUGCUGUUAUUAUUGUUUUUGUCAUAACUUUUUUUAAAAUGUUGGUAUAGACGUGAAAAUUUAAUUGGUGAUACACUAUUUAUUGGUUUAAUUAAUGGUUUUAAAAUUAUUUUGAAAUUUGGCAAAAUUUGGAAGUUACAGUAGUUUUACCGUACUCUAUUUUUUGAAAAUUUUAUAGAAGUUUUUUUAAAACAAAAUGAAGUGUUAUACACGGUAUUUGGCCGAGAAUAUGAUUGCUACAAUUUUUAUAACAUUUUAAAUGUUUUUUAUUUAGAAUUACCUAAAUUACUCGCACGAGUUCAUGAAAAACACAGCACCACCUUCUUUAAGGCCCAGGCGAGUCGACGAUCGAAUUUUGCACGAUAUAAGCUUCAAGAAUCAGAAAGCGUUUGAAGAGGUAAGCUGUAUUGAAUUGCUAAAAGCUUUUUAUAUUUGACUCUGAUGAUGGACAAAAGAUGGGUUUCGACUAAAAACAUAAUUUUUUUUCAAUUUUCAGGCGUUUGACCUGUGUCUGCAAAUGAACCGUCGAAUGUGCCUGCUUUGGCUGGAAAAGAGUCAGUUCGGUGGUCUUUUGGAAGUGAAAAUUCGUCAAACCGACCGCCAAAACCGCGAGUACGUCUGCCUUCAAAAACUCCUAUUUGUCGUCUACAAUGGCAGCUUUGAGUACGUGCACAUUGUAGCACCAUUCGAGGACUACGUGUACCAAGAUGAGAGCAAAAAACGAGUGGACUUGAGUAAGGAGAGCAAGUACGAGAUCUACCGUCGCAUCACCCACCACUCCAACAUCACAUUGUCAGUGAUCCCGUCCCAGAUCGACAUGCGCAACUACAUCAUGCACACGAUGCAACAUUUCUCAAAGUCAACUCAGCUCGACGAGCCGUGUUGUCAGUGCAAGAAGAGGCUAAAAGACUUUCAACCGGUCAUUUCGGAAACACGCUUUCAGAAAAGGGCUUUUCAUGAAAGUUGUCGCUAA
Bursaphelenchus okinawaensis is the source of this 2240-nucleotide messenger RNA. NCBI's taxonomy places the organism in Eukaryota, Metazoa, Nematoda, Chromadorea, Rhabditida, Aphelenchoididae. The record is from the annotation of a GenBank genome assembly.